Messenger RNA from Nezara viridula (southern green stink bug), 4104 nucleotides. The record is from the annotation of a GenBank genome assembly. Lineage: Eukaryota; Metazoa; Arthropoda; Insecta; Hemiptera; Pentatomidae.
AAUAAGUACAAAAAAUAUCUGUUUACUUUCUAUUGAUAGGACAUAAGAGUAUAGUUGAAAAUAAUAGCUAAGUUCAAUUGCUGUAAUGGAAGAUACAGGCGAUGUAUCUGAAGCACUUCUCCGCCGUCAACUUUUUCACAAAUUCGGUGAUAGAGAAGUGGAUUCAGGUGAAAAAGUUGUCCGAAAGUCACCUAUAUCCGCCAAGGAUGACAUCUGGUUAAUCAGGUCUCUCAAGGAAACCACAUCUCAACGUCGUUAUGAAAGUAAAACGUUGGCCAGAAUUCAAGAUUUCGUUGAAAAAAUCACAGAACAUUGGAUGAAAAAACUUGAAGCUGUCAGGGAUGUCUUCCAAGAAACGAUUGCAAAGAUAGUGGAACAACGCCAAAAGGAAAUAUAUUACCACACAAGUUGUCUCAAGGAAGAACUGCAAGAUACCAAGGACAUACUGGACAAAACUGAGGAAUUUGACUCUAAAAUCAUCGAUCAUUUAAAGGAGACUUGGCUUAGCAUUUUAUACAAUUGGAAAACAAAUAUGUUUGAAGUAGAGGAAAAAAGCUCCAAGUUCCUUAAAACGGCGGUAGCUAGAUAUUUGGCGAAACUGGUAGCGACUAGGCACAAUCCCUGCCACACAUUCGAAGUGAUGUUGACAUUAGUAUUGGAAUUGAAUCAUAUUAUUAUUGGGAAUGUUCAAGCCAUCGUUGAGACGGAACAUGAUCUGGUACUGCUCUGGGAUACCCAUUUCAAGGACUGGUGUGUUGCCUAUUAUUUACGAGCUGGUCUGAAAGCAUUGGAAACACAAGAAGAAGAAGAAGAAAGUGUGUUUGAAGAAGAAGAAUUGGAAAUAGAGGGAUUGGCAGCUCUUGAUUCUAUUUUAAAUCUUAUUGUUUCACGUUCGAGGGAUAUUAGCCAUGACCGGCUACAAUUCAGCAAACCGUCAGAUCUGGCUACUAUUCCCCACGUGAUAUAUUUAGAGAACUAUUGGGAGGUUUUUACUGAGAAGGUAAAAAUCAUUCUAGAAGUACUGGAGUCAGAGGCUAGAAAACUGAUCUGCAUAAAAAAAUUUUUAUCAUCAAUUAAAACUGAUGAGCGUUUCUUGUUUGGAGAAUGGGCUAAAAAUGCUGGGUAUGGAGAAGACGGUGAGCAAAGGUUUAUCAGAUCGGCUCAAAUGACGAUUUACUAUAUAAGAGAGCUGAGAAAAUUAAUGAUGCAAACUGUGGAACUUUGGGAUGACCUUACAGACAGGCUCCAGGGAAUAAAAUAUCUAAUCGAACUCUUACAUUACAAACAAAAAACUCAAAUUGCAGCCAUUUUUCAGGAAUGGGAAAUCAAUAUGAACAUUGCAGUUGAUGAACUUCGCCAAGCUCACUCAUUGACUGUUCUUGAAAACAUGUGGAAUAUUCAAAUAGACAAAUUGUUUAUUGAAUACAAAACUAUGUUGAUACAAUCCCUCCAGUUCGAAAAAAUGACGUUGGAUACCUAUACUCCGAUGUCGAGAAUGACUUUUGAACUGUUUAUAGCUGCACUGGAUGUUGUAAUAACGGAAGCGUCGGCUACAUCAAACACAGAAAGAAUUCCAGAGGGGUCAAUAUCCAUCAAAGAAGUAGAAGAACGUAAUUUCGCGCUGAACGAAAUCAUCAUCACUUGUGUCAACAAUGCGACAAUGGGGUACAUUGAAAGUUUGAUAUAUUUCCGAAACGAAAUUCAAAAUAACAUAGACAAAUUGGACACUACUUGGCUGACAAAGAAAAAAGCAGAUUUGGACUGGCAGUUCACAGUGAAAGAGGAGAGAAUGCUGCAUCGAAUGCACCGGAUGAAAACUGACAUUCUUGACAUCCGUGCCGCUGAACUGAAAAUGCACGAAGAGGUCCUUUAUAGGCAUGCUGAGGCUAUAAGAGAAAAAAUAAAUCAUUUGUCAGCGUUCGACAUUUCUGAGGGAAUCCAACCACUCAUAGAAGAAUUCUACGUUGUUGUUGAUGAAGUUGCUGACAUAAGCACAAAAGUUUCACCAGGUGGCUUCCCAAGAAUUAUAGCCCAAUUGGAAAAGGCUAAAAAAAAAUUUAUGGACCUGUGUUGGAGAUGUGAUCAUGACAACCAAAGAGCAUUCGAACAUAUUGACAGUUGUUUUGAAUGGAUGGAACAAAUCAACAUCCAAUUCCUUAGCGACAUCAAAUUGUUCAGUGAAGGAGGCAACUUCAGUUAUGAUGAAGUGAACGGCGUCCUCUUCGUUAUCGACAGAAUAGAUAAAGAAAUGGAGAAUGAGAUGAAAAACAUAUAUCGUAAGUUCAGUAAAGGUGCGACCCUCAACGAUAUGGAAAUAGGAUACAAAAUGGAAAAGUUUAUUAGUUAUAUGAAAAAGACACAAAGUGAACUCCUCCACAAAAGUAAAAUGCUAUUAUUAGUACACCGAGCCAAGAGAGCCAUCAAGAGGGAGAUAUAUCGUGGCAGAUUUUUGCUGAAGAACGCUGAGUCGACUCUGUCGUUCAAUGAUAUCAAGGAUGCCAGUUUUCUCUCUGCAAUGUUGGAGGACACAACGAAAGUUUAUUCAUUUCUUUCAAUUCCUGAGGAGUUCCUCGAUUCGACAGGAAGUAUAUCGAAUAGGGGAAGUACGAGGAGUAGUACGAACCGGUAUAAAACUUCUGUAAAUUCUGCGAGAUCAAUAGAUAAAAGAGUAGUUGGAAGCCGUUACGUCUCGCCAAAGUCAAGCCGUUCCCUUGUCUACAAGUUCAGAGAAGCGAGCGAUGAUGAGACUGAUUCAAAGAACUACCUGCAAAAUGUGGUCGACAUAAUUUCAAAAUGCAAGGAUGUUCUGCACAGUCAAAUAUUCAAUUUCUCAUCGCAGACGGUAAGACGGUCUGAUAAUAGCUUUGCUCUAUCGUCGAAGGCCUUGGUUAAAGCCAAAAUACAGAAAGGAAACGCAUUGUUUCAAGAACUUGAACAUGAAUUAAAUGAAAUACGUCGCCAAAGUCUCGUAGUUUGGUUGGAUAUGAUUAAUGAAUGUUUGUUACUUUUCAUGCUUUUCGGAAAUCAAGUCACCAUUAUUUUGAAUGCGGAAUAUAAAAUAUUUGAGGACACAUGGAUUAAUAGUAUGAAAAUGCUCGAAACCGAGUUUCGUGAAGAAUUAGAGAAAUUUGAUGAAGCUUCGAUAGAAAAUAAGGAGGAAAUGAAGCGGCGGCUAAAGACCAUGUUCGGCCACCCCAAGCACAGGGAGCUUUUGGCAUCCUUGACCAGCGAGGCUUCAGCCUUCUGCAAGUCCCAAACCGAUGAUUUGAAAGCUCUCGUCCUCAAUAGAAGGAGCCAAUUAAAGCAGUUCUUAAUGAUGUUCAUCGAUGAAAAGAAAAAAUUUCUAAAAACCCUGUACAGAAAAGUGGAGAAUGUUUACGAAAACGAAGAUUUAGAACGUAUACUGUACAGGUUGGCGCACCAUUUCCUCAGUCGGUCAAGAAGCAAAAAAAUCAUACAAAAUAUGAUUAGCUCUCAUGAAGCAAAAAGCCAUCCUAGUUGGACUGAAAUACAGCCCGUGGAUGAGAAGGGAAGCGAAGAGAGCGUCGAUCAAAGCUCCUGCUGGAAACCGAAAACAGACCUCCCUACUUUAAUAAAAUCAGUCUCCAUCAGGUUGAGGAAGAUUAUCAGCUUUCGCGAUGAGAUGCUGGAAGAUAAUGGCGCGGAGGUUGAGAUCAUCUUAGAAAAACCACAGAAAUAUUCACAUUUAGCCAAGAGUUUAAAAAUGUCACUUCUUAAAACUUCCAUGGAAAUGUGCCAAUUAGGAAAGCUGGCUUUGGCCGUAUACAUCGAAGAGAUGCAAACCUGGAUAUUAAGUUGGAGGAUCGAUUGCAACCGGCUCACUGAACUUUUCUCCUUUUCUCCAAUCUUAAACAUCAAAGAUAAAUCGUCGCCAUUAUCUAAAGUAAUGCAUAAGCAUGUGACACCUUCAAAUUCACCAGAAUUACAUGCAUCACCUUCACGUCCAAUACUAUCACAUGCAACACCUUCACUUAUAACAACUUCAUAUGCAUCCACUUCACAUACAUCACAAGUUCGCAGGUAAAGAUUUUUUUCUCGUAUUGGAAAUAUUGAUAGUAAAAUAAAUGGUUAAAGUGAAUUAUG